AUGGCAGACCUCAGCAACAUUCUUGCUGCUUUGGCGGCACAAAGGCAAGGGAGCACGCCGCAAGCCGCUCCCCCUCCACCUGUUCCCGGUGCUCCUUACCCUCCGCCUCAAUACGCCAGUCCUCCAGGCAGCGCACCACCCUACGGGCUACCUCAGCCCAUACACUCGGGUAGCGUUGACUUGGCGAACAUCAAACCAGUCAGCUCGGGCUCUGUCAGCAUUGCCGACGCCGUUGCCAAAGCUCGGGGCAUAGCUGCCGAAAAAGGCCUUUCUUAUGAUCCAGCACCUAUUAAUCCACCUGAUCUUCGUACUGGAAGCAGAGCGUACCGGCGCUCAAGGUCACCCUCUCGAUCCCCGCCACGCCGCGACGGCUAUCGCGAUGCAUACAAUCCUUACAGGGACGAACGACGCGGGAAUGAUCGAGGAUACAACAAAGAACGCUCAUUUUCUCCAAGAGGUGGGCGUUAUUCUCCAGGGCGAUAUCGGGAUGAUCGAUCACCUGGUCUUGACCGAGGGGGCGAAGGCGAUUCAGAAAUUCUGCCCCUUGACAAAGGUGUGGUUGGGCUCAUCAUUGGACGCUCUGGAGAAAACCUACGCAGAGUUGAAAAUACCACGGGCGCCCGCGUUCAGUUUAUGGAUGGGCCCGAAGUUCCGGGUCCUCAACGACAUUGCAGGAUAUCAGGCAGUCGAGCCGCAAGGACAGCUGCCAAAGCCGAGAUUUUUAGGAUCAUCGACGACAACGAGGUGGUAAAGAGGGGCCAGGACAAGUCGCGCACCAGCCAAGCCAAGGUCACGAGUACCAAAGAGGGUGACAGUCUUCAGAUGAUGGUCCCUGACCGAACAGUGGGCUUGAUUAUUGGCCGAGGCGGAGAAACUAUUCGAGACUUGCAAGAUCGAAGCGGGUGCCAUGUCAAUAUCGUCGGAGAGAACAAGAGUGUGAAUGGCAUGCGACCUGUUAAUCUGAUCGGCAGUGCGUCGGCUCAACAAUACGCGCGAGAUUUGAUACUGGAGAUUGUGGAGAGUGAUCAAAAAGGUAUCAGCAUCAAAGACCUUCACCGUGAGCGGGAGGACUCGCAUGGCAAGGUUAAUGACAGCAUCGUCGUGCCCGGAGAGGCUGUGGGCAUGAUUAUUGGCAAAGGGGGUGAGUCUAUUCGUGAUAUGCAGAAUCAAACAGGGUGCAAGAUCAACGUCUCGCCUGCUGCCGGGCGAGAUAUUGAACGCGAAAUUGGUCUCAUUGGCAGCCGGCACGCCAUCGACGCUGCUAAACGUGCCAUUAUGGAGAAGGUUGACGUUGUGCGUGCUCGAACACAAGCUCGGGAGCAUGAUAGUCGCGACGACUAUGCGGACAGGUACCCAGGACAACAGCCCACAUAUCCUCCCGCUGCCGUCAGCGUUCCCCAGGGCGUUGCACCGCCCCCAGCUGCCGGGGCAGCAGACCCAUAUGCCGCAUACGGUGGCUAUCAGAACUACCUCCAGAUGUGGUAUGCAGCCAUGGCGGCCCAACAACAAGGUGGCCAAGGUCAAGGUGAGCAACGAUAA
Messenger RNA from Fonsecaea multimorphosa CBS 102226, 1539 nucleotides. RefSeq lists its product as uncharacterized. Lineage: Eukaryota; Fungi; Ascomycota; Eurotiomycetes; Chaetothyriales; Herpotrichiellaceae. The transcript is spliced from 4 exons. Gene Ontology annotation, cellular component: cytoplasm; nucleus. Bases 1 to 1539 code for a protein of 512 amino acids. The record is from RefSeq and is a predicted model, not a curated record. Gene Ontology annotation, biological process: regulation of gene expression. Gene Ontology annotation, molecular function: mRNA binding.